Auxenochlorella protothecoides is the source of this 1065-nucleotide messenger RNA. RefSeq lists its product as hypothetical. The transcript is spliced from 3 exons. NCBI's taxonomy places the organism in Eukaryota, Viridiplantae, Chlorophyta, Trebouxiophyceae, Chlorellales, Chlorellaceae. The record is from RefSeq and is a predicted model, not a curated record. The coding region runs from base 1 to 1065 and encodes 354 amino acids.
AUGGCGCAAACGAGACCGUACCUGGUUACAUGUGCUGCGAUCAUGGCCCUGGUCCCCAUGGUCAGCGCCGGACUCUGUGCUCGGUCCUCGGCCGUGCUGGACGCCUGCAGCUCCAGGCUCAUGGAAGGGGAGGCCGGCCUGGAGCGCUGUUGCUCCCUCCUCCAGGCCCACCAGCUCCACGGGUGUCUCUGCCCCGAGUGCGAGACCGGGGUCGGUCUGGUGUCGGCGCUGGGGGUGCAGUCCCUCCAGGCCCUGGCCCCCCUGGUGGGCGCCUGCGCCCAGAGCAGCCUGGGCGCCCAGCAGCUCGCCGACAUCCUGGCCUCCCUGCCCCUGGAGACGUCGCUGCCCAGGGCACUAGCUCUGCAGGGCGAGUCCGAGACGGCCGCUGGCGUUUGGGGCCUGGAACCCGGGACUAGACUGGCUGGCCCCUCCGGCCUGGGGGCCGCCCUGGCCUCCGCAAUGCGCCACCACGACCGGACGGAGGGCCGGCGCGGGGCCGAGGACGGCAGGAGGGCAUACUCUGCCAUCGACCUUCGCAUGCAGGGCACAGUGGAUCUCCUGCGCGAGGUGCUGGGCGUGCUGCGCAGCCUGGCGGACCCGGAGCGCGUGGCCGGGGGGAGGAAGGUGGGGCUGGAGGCCCAGCUCCCGCGCCGCCUGAUGCUGCGGGCGGCGCAUCGCCUGGACGACGCCGAGAAGGAGCUGGAGGGGCUGCGGCGCGGCGUCGGGCGCCAGGGCCCCGACGCCGCGCCAGGGGCCUGCUCCUGCCGGCGCCAGGCAGCCUGGUCUUGGCUGCCAAAGGGGCUGGUGGCCCUGCGCGACGACCUCUGCGUCUUCGCCUGCUCCCACCACCGCCUGCUGACCCUGGCGCUGGUGCUGGAGGGGGUGGCGGCGCUCUGCCUCACCAUGUACUGGCUGGGUGCGCACGGCACGGACGCAGAGGGCGAGGACGCCGCCCGGCGCCAGCGUGCCACAGAGGGGAAGCGCGGCGCGCCCGCCGGCAGCAUCGUCCGGGCGGCAGAGCACGCCGCCGACGACUGCCGCACGCCCCUCCUCUCCUCCUCUUGA